AAAUUAUAAGAAAAGGUGAACGAUUUGAUGAAUGGACAUGAGUUGAAAAUUGGAUAUGAUGUUGAAAACAUAUACGGCCAUUAUGGCCGUUCUAUUAUUACAUUUUAUUGGAAUAUCGAAAGCCAUAAUCUCUUCAGGUGGCAAGCCAUUUCCAGGGCUUGAAAAUCUGCCCAAGUCCUUUUGGCAUGAGUUGAGCUCUCCUUUCACCGAGGUUUACGAAGAGGAGAGUUUUGCCACUGAAACUGGAGCGACUCCUGAGCCGAGACCCUUCUUCGAAGAUCCUGACAGUAAUAUAACAGUGCAGCUUGGCGCUCAAGUUUAUCUGCAUUGUCGAGUGCAAAAUCUUCAAACACGAACGGUCUCGUGGGUGCGUAGACGCGGCGAUGAGCUUCACCUGCUUACCUUUGGACAGCAGACGUACUCCAGCGACUCCCGGUUCUCCCUCGAUUCUGAGAUGCCGAACAAUUGGCGUCUACGGCUGAGUUCCGCGACUGAGAGAGACACCGGCGUUUACGAAUGCCAAGUCAGCGCUCAUCCACCCCUAAUAAGGACCGUUCAUCUCUCCGUAUCUGUGCCGAAGGUCGAGAUAGUUGACGAGCAUGGCGCGACCGCCGGUGACAAGUUUUACAAAGCCGGCAGUACGAUAGAGCUCAAGUGUGUGGUCAGCAAAGUGCCCCAUCCCACGGGCUAUGUCACGUGGAUGCACGGCGCUCGAACUCUCAACUACGAUACAAUCCGAGGCGGAAUAAGUGUGAAAACCGAUAUGGGCGCCGAGGGGGCGGUAUCGCGUCUCUACAUCGCCAACGCCAAUAAAAAGGACAGCGGCAACUACAGUUGCGCAUUAGCGGAUGUUGCCGCCACAACUGUGUCCGUCCACGUUUUAAACGGUGAAAAUCCAGCGGCGAUGCAGCAUGGGGCGAGCGAAGCUCUCAGGUCGACUUUCCUAAUCACGGUACUCCUGACAUUGACCUCGAUCUUGAGGUGACCACGAGGACUCAACGAACAGCAUAUGAUGUUGGCACAGUAAAAUGAGCGCUGAAGAAGAAUUAGAAGCCUUGAGACACUAUUUUGGGCUUAUCAACACCUAGGAAGCCGAAAGCACAGAUAUUAAAAGUGUGGCUUUCUACAUUCCCGAACAGACGCAUGUUCGUGCUGUUAUUUAAUGAACGUACACAUACUCCAUUGUUUUUGGUUUCGGUUCUUUUUAUAGAUCGGCGAUAUUAAAAUAUAGAUUAUUAA
Ceratosolen solmsi marchali is the source of this 1239-nucleotide messenger RNA. RefSeq names its product defective proboscis extension response 14. Gene Ontology annotation, cellular component: neuron projection membrane. NCBI's taxonomy places the organism in Eukaryota, Metazoa, Arthropoda, Insecta, Hymenoptera, Agaonidae. Gene Ontology annotation, biological process: synapse organization. The record is from RefSeq and is a predicted model, not a curated record. The coding region runs from base 56 to 985 and encodes 309 amino acids. The transcript is spliced from 7 exons.